CCCGGCAUGUACCUCUUCUACAAGUACAGCCAGUACCGGCGGCAGCAGCAGGAGCAGAACCGCCGCAAGGUCACCGAGCGCGAGCUGCAGCACCUCAACCACAAGAUCGACAAGCUGCUGACCAAGCUGGAGGAGAACGAGCCGGAAAUGGCCACGUCGCAGGAGGAUGAGUGCGUGAUCUGCGUGAACGCCAAGGCGACGAUGCAGACGUCGCCAUGUGGGCACCGGGUGGUGUGCCGCAAGUGCUUCGUCAAGACCAUCCAGAUGGCGGUCUCGCAGCGCCUGCUGCCGCUGCGCUGCGUCAUCUGCAGGGCCAAGAUCCUGCGCCUCAAGCAGAGCGGCGGUGGUGGCGGGGGCGGCUCCGGCUCGCUGCACCACCACCACCAUCACCACCACCACCCGCACCACCCCCAGCAGCAGCCGCAGCACCAGCAGCAGCAGCACCCCGCGGCCUACGGCGCCGGCCUGCCUUGGGGCGUCAUGCCCAGCUCCGCGUCGCAGUACUCGGUCGGCAGCUCCGUGCCCAACUCCGAGUCGCUCUACUCCAUGACAUCGGGCUCGUCUUCCCUCUCAGGUGUGUCUUCCGUGAGUUCUGCGACGACGAGUAGUGCAGGCAGCAGCGGCAGUGGCGGCGGAGGCCUGGGGAAGGCCGGCAAGGCGGGAGCGGCGGGGGCGGCGGUGGCAGUUGCGGCGGCGGCGCGCGUGGGGCUCGGCUUCCCGCGACAACCCACCGGAUCUUUGCGGCGCUCGCAGGCGCACUCCAUGAAGCUGCGGCUGCAGGAUUACAAAGAGCCCGCGGCGCGCCCGGUCCGUGAGCCCGAGCACCGCCUGCCGCCCAUCAAGGAGUUCCAGCGGGAGUUCCGCGCCUGCAAGGAGCGCACCGCCUCCUCCUCCUCAACCAGGAUACGAUGCGCACAAAAAAUUGUCACUCAGUUGGAGACUACACCUGUGAAUAGAACCUCAAAGUCUAGUUAUUUCCGUUCACCUCUGAAACCUGCCAAUAAGGAGGACAAAAGGAGAAGUGAAAAGUGGAAAGAUGAAAGGAAAAAAGAAGACCGAAAAGACAAUGAAGAAAAUUUGGAAAACAAGAAGAAGGAAGAAAAGAUGAAUAAGAAGGCAGAGAAAAAAGAAGCGAAGCUGGAGAAGAAAGCUGAUAAGAAAGAGGAGAAAAAAGAAGCUAAAGCUGAGAAGAAGGAAAAGACAGAAAAGAAAGAAAAUAAAAAGGAAGCUAAGGCUGAAGCAAAGGAAAGCAAGAAGGCAGCAAAGGCAGAAAAGAAGAAAGAAAAAUCCAAGGCAGAGAAAAAAGAAAAAGAUUAGUUACAAAAUAGAUUAAAGAAAGACUUUUGAAUUUUAGAGAUAGAUAUUCGAGUGAGUAAUUUACUUGUAUAAAAUUUUUACAUCUAGUUUUAUUUUUAAUGACUAAUGCUCAUAUGUAUUGAAAAACCUCCUUAUCAGUCUAAAUCCCAUAGACGAAACAGCAUCAGGGAAGAUUUACUUCAAUAUAAGGUCAUUUUAUAAUAGUCAGGAAACAAUUUUAUCAGAAUUUUUGCACAAGUGAAGACUAAAAUUUAAUAAUUAGUGUUUAAAAAAUUGAUUUCUCCUAUUUAUAACAGAAAUUAGAAAUUUUUUGGUUUAUAUUGUCCCUGAAAUCAUAUAUCUGUGCCGUUCAGUCAUCUGUAAGAGGUUGUUUAUCAAGUAUUUUACUUCCCAUAGUCCUUUUUAUGUGACUCACAAGUUAAAAACGGAGCCAACUAAGGAAUACAAGAACAAUAUUGCUGCAGAAGAAAAAAUUAUUAUGAUGCAUAUCAUUAUGUCUCUCUUUCUACUGAAUGUAGGUACAUACUAGAAAU
Molecule: messenger RNA, 1850 nt
Organism: Schistocerca piceifrons (Central American locust)
Lineage: Eukaryota; Metazoa; Arthropoda; Insecta; Orthoptera; Acrididae
Product: fl(2)d-associated complex component
Exons: 6
Coding region: 7-1317 (436 amino acids)
Source: RefSeq, a predicted model, not a curated record